UGAUUAUUAGCAAGAAGGCGAUUGUAGUUGCGUGUGUCAACGUCGACAAGAUACUACGCUGCAUGUUAUAUUAAUUAAAUAAUUCUAAAUAACUUAUUAAUUAACGUGCCUAUUUAUUAUCGUAAAAGAAAAAGAUAGAAAAUGGGUAGAUCUAGAUCACGCAGUAAAUCGCCGAGUAGUAGGCGGCGUCACAAGAGUAAACAUUCGCGAAAACGUUCUAAAUCCCGUGAAAAACGUUCUAACAGCAAAUAUGUAGAAAAAUCAAAAGAACGUAGUUCUAAAACAAGAAAACGUUCACAUUCUUCAUCAACAAGCAGUGACUCUGAUGGGUCCGAUGAUGUUCACAUUGUCAGUCAUAAAAAACGUUUAUUCAAAGAUAGAGAUAGAAAAAUGGAUGAAGUUGAGCGAUUAGCUGAAAUGGAACGACAAAGGAAAAAGAAAGAAUUAACGCACAAUACCCUCGCCACGAGCGCAAUCCGGCGACAGCGAGAAACGGAGCAAAAGUUAGUGGAGGAAGAGGCGGCUAAACGUAUUGAAGAGCUUGUCCAAAAAAGGGUAGAAGAAGAACUAGAAAAACGUAAGGAGGAGAUUGAGGCGGAAGUUCAUCGACGAGUAGAAGAGGCUAAAAGAGCCAUUGAACGUCAAAUGAUGGAAGAAAUGGAAUGGCGCCAGGCUAAACUCCGCGAGGAGGAAAAACGAAGAGAGGAGGAAGAGCGGAAAAAACGUGAGGAACUCGAAAGGAUCAUGGAGGAAAACAACAGGAAAAUUGAAGAGGCUCAAAAGAAAUUGGCUGAGGAAAGAUUAGCAAUGGUUGAAGAACAACGACUUAUGGAAGAAGAGCGGCAAAAGAUGAGAAAAGAACAAGAAAAGCGAGUUAAAGAAGAGCAAAAGAAAAUAUUGGGAAAAAACAAUUCAAGACCUAAGCUUUCUUUUACCUUGAAACCAGUUACGUGAGUUUUAAGAUUAAUUUCGAGUCAUCUUUUUUGUGCUGCUAGAUAUCCCUUCAGGGUUUUUUUUUACAUAGAUAGUGAUUUGCAAGUUGUAAUCAAGCUGUUUGAUCGAUAAUAUACACAUCAAAUAAUCUGUUUAUUUGUUGCUUUUGUUCGAUCAAAUUCUUGUUAACAUUUCUUGCAAGUUAUUGACUGUCGGGAAGUCAUCAAAUUCACACAAUCUGUAUAUUAAUGUUAAUUUAUGUAUAUAUUAAACAAUCAGAACGAUAAGGACUGAUUUUUAUUACUUACAAUGUUGCAACUGCUCUAUAUGUAUGUAUAUACAUAUGUUUUUGAUUGAGAAAUUUGUAUUAAUUCAAGAGAAGUGUCAGUAAAGAUUACAUUAGUCGAUUAAAUUUAUCGAAUAAAUUAUA
Messenger RNA from Microplitis demolitor, 1363 nucleotides. It is a transcript of the gene Arglu1, whose product is annotated as UPF0430 protein CG31712. Gene Ontology annotation, molecular function: cadherin binding. NCBI's taxonomy places the organism in Eukaryota, Metazoa, Arthropoda, Insecta, Hymenoptera, Braconidae. Gene Ontology annotation, cellular component: mitochondrion; nucleoplasm. The record is from RefSeq and is a predicted model, not a curated record. The transcript has 7 exons. Bases 142 to 954 code for a protein of 270 amino acids.